AGGCGGUACAUCUUGUAAGGCUGGAGUCAACCUAUCAACCCAAGUCCGAGGAUUAAUGGGGGGGAAUGUCGGUCUGGGUAUUUUGUUAUCGGUAGUGGAUUUAGACAAGGCUUCGGAACCGGGGUCGGGAAAGGAAGGGAAUAGUAUUUUGAAUAGUGGGCACUCGAAUUAAUUCGGGUUAUUGAUCUCGGGGAGGAUUAAAAAAAAUAAAUAAAACGUAGAUCCGAGGGGGAACCGCGGUGGUGGCUACGAGAAGGUACAGGUGAGGAAAGAAGAUCCGAACCGGGUUCGGCGUGCUGGACUGGGUCCGGGGGUGUCGGAAGCUUAACAUAAGCGUAGGAAUAGGCGAGCUUCCCCCACCAACGUCCCACUGGUAGCAGAUAUACGCGCUCGCGAGAUCGCAACUGCUUUUUCCCCUCCUCCUCCUAAGGGAGCAACGAAAGAAGUGCACGGGAGUUAUUAAGGCGAAUAUAUGCAUUUUAGCUCGCAUACUAGCUAGCUAGCUACAUAACUAGCUAGUCGACUGUACCAUCAGGUCCAGGCAGCCCAGACCCGUCCUGGAAAGGAUCGUGAAGAGAACAGCCGGGAUCGCCGAGUCAAGGGAUUCCCUGCUCGGCCUGCAAUCAUGGGCAACGCGCCCACCGCCAAGAAGGGCAGCGAGAUGGAAAGCGGAAAUCGGUUGAGAAAGGAAGUGUGGAUGGACCGUGUUUAUCGAGAAGGUUCUGUGUAUGGACCGGCGGAUCUGGGAUUGCCCAUAAACUCUCUGCGGACCUGCGGAGUGAAGGAGUUUCUCGCAAAAGCCAAAGAAGAUUUUCUUAAGAAAUGGGAGAACCCAGCACAGAACACAGCUUCGCUGGACCAGUUCGAGCGGCUAAAGACGCUAGGCACGGGGUCGUUCGGACGAGUCAUGCUGGUGAAGCACAAAGAGUCGGGUCAGCAUUAUGCCAUGAAGAUCCUAGACAAACAGAAGGUGGUGAAGCUGAAGCAGAUUGAGCACACUCUCAACGAGAAGCGCAUCCUGCAAGCCGUCAGUUUCCCUUUCCUUGUACGAGUGGAGCACUCCUUUAAGGACAACAGUAACCUGUAUAUGGUGAUGGAGUAUGUACCAGGAGGUGAGAUGUUCUCUCACUUGAGAAGGAUCGGCAGGUUUAGCGAGCCACACGCCCGAUUCUACGCCGCCCAGAUCGUGCUCACGUUCGAGUAUUUGCACUCACUGGACCUCAUCUACAGAGACCUGAAGCCAGAGAACCUGCUCAUCGAUCAGCAGGGCUACAUACAGGUAACAGAUUUUGGAUUUGCCAAGAGAGUAAAAGGCAGGACCUGGACACUCUGCGGCACUCCAGAGUACCUGGCUCCUGAAAUUAUCCUCAGCAAGGGGUAUAACAAAGCGGUGGACUGGUGGGCCCUGGGAGUGCUGAUCUACGAGAUGGCUGCUGGAUAUCCUCCGUUCUUCGCUGACCAGCCCAUCCAGAUCUACGAGAAGAUCGUCUCAGGGAAGGUUCGCUUCCCCUCGCACUUCAGCUCCGACCUGAAGGACCUCUUGAGAAACCUACUCCAGGUAGACCUCACCAAGCGCUUCGGGAACCUCAAGAACGGCGUCAACGACAUCAAGGGCCAUAAGUGGUUCGCCACAACGGACUGGAUCGCCAUCUAUCAGAGGAAGGUUGAGGCACCGUUUAUACCCAAAUGCAAAGGCCCAGGUGACACCAGCAACUUCGAUGACUAUGAAGAAGAGGAGAUCCGAGUGUCCUUCACGGAGAAGUGUGCAAAGGAGUUUGCAGAGUUCUAGACCCAACUAACAGUAACCCAAGGAGAAAGGGGAUGGAUAUAUAAAUAUAUAUAUAUAAAAUAUAUAUAUGGGAGACGGUUUUUUUUUUGGGGUGGGGUGGGGUAAGUUGAUACACUAGGCUGCCAAUCUCCAUCCACCAACAGCCCAAACUCCUGUGUGGAGAGCUGCUGAUAAUUGGAAGAGAUUGAAGACCACAGACAUCCAGCAGUGUUGUAUUUUCCGUUUCUCACUUUUUUUUUUUUUUUUUUUAUAACAUUCUUUCUUCACAGUGGUCAGUGAGUAGGGAGAAGGGUUUGAAGAAUAGGACUAAGGUCUAACUUAACUUGGUUCCUUUUUUUAUCUGUCAUUGCUGGGAACAUGGCUGCAGAUUUUAAAUCACGACAUGAUUCAUUUUCUGGUAUUGUCGAUGUCUCCCUUAGACUCUUCCUCGGGUGGAGCUUUGCCAAACAAGGGUUGAUUAAUCUCUGUUGUUUCUGAAAGUCUUUGCCUCCCCUCCCCCCUCCUCCCCCUGGCGUCCCUUGUUUCUUGCCGAGUGACCACGUGUGAUUGGUCGAAAGAAGGCUUAACGAUCCCACGGUCUUAAUGCCAAGGAUCUGCCAGGCCACUUUUAGGAGAGCAUGCGGGGCGCCGUGAAUGACACGCCCGUGGGUCCAGAACCGGCUCCUGCGUCUUCCGUUCGCUGCUCGCUGGUUUUCAGGAUGACGUCUGCGAUAGCUUAUACUCGGUGGACAUACGUCUCCUUAUUAAUCGAUCGACUCAAUUUUAUGUUUAAUGCUUAAAUCCCCGACAUAUUGCGGGUUUCCUCACAUCCCCUAUUAAACUUUGUAAUUGACCGGAGGUUACCUGACCAAGAAUUAACUUGACUAGAUGUUCUUCCUAUAGCCGAUCCGUGCGUGCCGGUCUGUCUGCAUAACACCAUACUGUGUCAGACGUUCUGCGUGGCCUCUCGGCAGAGGGAGGUAUGAUUUAGAAAAUGAAAUGAUCCGCUGGCAGAAGCCACUGUAUAGUCGACAAUUUAUAGGUGUGGCGCGCUGAAAGCACGUGACCCCUCCCCCCCUCGACUGCGUGCGUCAUUCCAUCCACCUGGAGACGGCUUCUGCACUUAAACUGCUCGACGACGUUGUUAAAACAUGUUCACUGAACUAUAAAGUAUUUGGAGCCCGAUAAGCAGACUAAGUCCUUUUGUGGAUUUAGUAUAACCUAAUCAUGCUUAAUAUUUUAAGGUUGAAUAUGGAAGGUUUCGUGAAAUGCUCCCCCGCUUUCGUUUUAAUUGCUUUAAAUGUAUGGUUUUGCAAAGGAUAUAAGUUAGUCGUGGUUCUGUGGUGAGACUGUCGUAUGGGUGAAGCUGCAGAGGCUCGUGCACCGUGUGGUUAAGUUUAGGGAUGGGGCAGGGUAACCGACGCUCGCUCUCGCGUAGCCAAAACCGUUAUCGCGUGCGCGCAGUGUCUCCGGCUCUGCGUUCGUACUCGGUUCCCACCGAGAUGGCAUUUUUCUUUUCUUUUUUUUUGCAGCCAAGAUUAAGGGUCGUCCGAUAUUACCUACAGCCUAACGCUAUGAACACUAGCAGGUUGUCACGUAUUAAUUCCACUACACUUUUUUGAAUAAUUUUUUCGUAGCUUUUUUGUUUUGUUUUUGUAAAAAUGUCUCUGCGGUAAAAUUUUGCGAUGUUUUACCGCGCGGGGCUUCCCCCUCCCUUCUCCGUUUGCCUGUGAUGCUCAAGAUAGCAGAAUUUGCUGCUGAUCUUUUUAGUGAUCAGGUUUAAGUGGUGGGGGGAGAAUUCCGUGCCAGGAAACCCCCAUUCCUUGUAGACACGCUAAUGAAUGACAUCGGAAAUCCAGUUCAUUUUUAUUUAUGAUUUCUGUCUUGUACGUCCAUCUAGCCACACCCCCUUCACUACCACCUCCUUCGUGGGUCUGGUUUGCCUCCGAUUCCUAACACUUCUUACAAAUUUUACUUUUUAAAAUAAGUUAUUAUACCGUUCAUAUUUUCUAAAUGUAUUUUCAGUAACAUGAACCUGUUCUCCCAAUGGUGGAGCCUGUCAUACCUUUCUGGAUACUAUAUUGUAUACUGUAACUCUGCCUUUGACAGUCUUAAAUAUUUUCCCUCUUCCGUACAACUUGGCGGAGACCCGUAGGACAGAAGUACGUCAGAGAAAAAAAAGUAAUAUUUUACAUCAUGUAUCAUUCCAAUAAAGUUUUACUUGUUAAAAUUAA
Molecule: messenger RNA, 4002 nt
Organism: Paramormyrops kingsleyae
Lineage: Eukaryota; Metazoa; Chordata; Actinopteri; Osteoglossiformes; Mormyridae
Product: cAMP-dependent protein kinase catalytic subunit alpha
Biological process (GO): protein phosphorylation
Cellular component (GO): cAMP-dependent protein kinase complex; cytosol; nucleus
Molecular function (GO): ATP binding; protein kinase A regulatory subunit binding; cAMP-dependent protein kinase activity
Source: RefSeq, a predicted model, not a curated record